Messenger RNA from Drosophila bipectinata, 3054 nucleotides. RefSeq lists its product as uncharacterized. Lineage: Eukaryota; Metazoa; Arthropoda; Insecta; Diptera; Drosophilidae. The record is from RefSeq and is a predicted model, not a curated record.
GACGCGUGACGAUAGCGGAAGAAUCCAAGGCUGCUAACGUGGCUAAGAGCCAGACAAAAACAACAGUAGCGAACGAACUCAGAUAAAUAAAAGCCAGUGAAAAAAAGGCGAAACUCGCACAGUUGAUUGCCGGCAAAGUGCGGGAAUAAACAAAUAGGAAAUACAAUUAUUUGUUCCAGGAAAAGUGCGAGCAAACACAAGGUGUUUUCCCAGUGCAAGUGUGAAACUCAAACAAACUUUUUAAUUGAUGAAUUAAUAAAUUAAGGCUCGAGAAAAGGCUCGUCAGCGAAGGACUAUUUUUUAAUGGACGUCACCGCAAGAACAAGAAAAAGACCAAUAAUAAUAAUAGCCGGCAGGAAGGGCGAAGAACCAGCGUCAUCAUGAUCAUGAUCAUGACCAACGUCCUGUCAACGUGAAAUGAAAACGAAAUUCAAAAAGUUGUCGUGCCAUUUCUGAGCGAAGACCUGCCCACAGAGACGCCACCAAAAAAAAAAACGCAAAAAAGGAACAAGGAACCCGAACAACAAAAAUCGUAUAAAUAUAGGAACAGAGAAAAUGAAGUCUGUCAUUCUAUAUCCAUACGGACCGCUAACGGGCGGCACAAGUUGUUGCCGCAUGUUGCAUGCCAAAAAUUUGGCCAUAACAAGUGCAAUUUACACAAUUAAUAUAUCACUUUUAAUUGUGCUGAUAUACUCGUGGCGCAUCAAUGUCAACAUGCACAAGUCGAGUGACCUGCAGGAUGUCUACUACGGUGUGCAAAUAGCAUAUUUUGCCAUUAUUGGCACACAAAUGUCCAUGAUAUUGCUCAGCAUUGUGCUAAUAUUUGGAAUAUGUCGGGAGAACCCCGGAUUAAUUGUACCCUGGAUAAUUGGCUAUAUAACAUUUAUGGCCCUGGAAGCUGUCGCCAUGGUCUACUCCAAUGUGCUGCGCGAUCAUGUAAAUAAGCAAUUCGAUGCCAUGUGCAAAGCGGAGGUGGCGUUUUUUAUCGCCCGAGCUUUCAUCAAUGUGCUGGCCAUGUGGGGAGUUCUGCGCUUCUACAAUUUGGUUCGCUCUGGAAUUACCUGGCGGGGUCCGGAGGCAAAAACCGCCAUUUUCGCGCCAAUGUACAAAAGCGUUAACACCAACAAGCCGCACACAUACACUUACAGCAAAAGGUCACGGCGCCGCCAUAGCAUCGAGGCCACUUCCGGCGGAUGCUGCGCUAUCUUCGAUUUCGAUUUCGAGUACGAUGACGAUAACUAUGACGACGACGAUGACGAUGAGGCGGCUGCCUUUGGCGACGGCCUGGAUACGGAGGACGAAGUGGGUUACGAUUAUGAUGAUUACUACGAUUACUACGACGACGAGGAAAUGGCAGAGCAACAGGAAAAGGAGCUGCACAAGGACGAUGCCGAUUGCAGUAUGCUGGGCGCCACCAAAACGAGACGAACACGAUCUGCAGUGGUGAAGGUCAAGGGUCAUCGGCGCACCAAUAACAAUAUUCGCAGCGUGCUGAUCAACAAGCGGCACAACAAAUACAAAAUAGCCCGACCCCAGACCCAGCUGGAGGUCAUCAACGAGUCGGAGCGGAGUGCGGGGAGCGGCAGCGAUGAGAACGACUCUCUAUUGGUGGCCUAUGACAGCAGCUCGUCCCUGGCGUCGGUUUGACAUUGGCCGCCGCCAUGUAAGUCCGGAAGCGGAAAUGGAAAUGCAGCCAUUGGGUCAUUGCGAGGUGACACCAAUCAAUCGAAGCCAAGCGGAAAAUCCCGAACAAGUGCUUACAGCAAAAGCGGAUCCGGAACCGGAAGCGACGACAGCGACGAUCCUGACGAGGGCCAGCAUCUGGAGCCUGGCUGGGCGAAGGACCUCGCCCUCGGUGGUCAAUGUUGUGGUCAGCGUCAACGCCGACGUCCACUGCGACGCGUCUACUGCGCUGUGAAUCUGUCCAUAAUGGGCCUCCUGGUGGCCGUGGAGAUCUACGCCCAGGUGGCCAUAUUUUUGUAGAUCAUAAAUCAAAAAGUACUUUAUAUAUAAAACAAAUACUAUGAUUUAUUUUUGAGGGUUAAAGUUACCUUAUUUUAUAUUUAAUUUAUUGAUAUUUCUGAUAUUUUUUUCUCUACGAAAAUCACUAAAUAAAAUAAAUACUAAUGUUUUAGAUAGCUUGGUAUUUAAAAUCUGAAAUAAAUAGUUUAAAAUAUGUGUACAAAUGAUUAUAAUCAAAAACAUAAUAAUCAUAUUAGUCAUACCAUUUUUCAGUCUUGAAGGUUUUUUGAAGAGUCUUUUAUUUAAAAACUUUAUUUGAUGAGUUUAUAUAUUUCUUAGGUUUUUCCAUCUACUUGAAAACUAUAAAUCUUUUUAAAAAUUUGUUAUAGUUAAUCGCAAUAAGGAUUGCUUUACUUUUUUACAAAUAAAUCUCUGCAGAAACAUAUUUUUAUGUUUAACAUAAUAAAACAUUUUAGUUUAUAGCUAGCUUUAAAUAAAAACUUAAGCCCAAAGAAAAAAAAAACAAAAAUUUCUUUAAUAAUUAGAACAAUAAUAGAAGUAAAACAUAACAUUUAAAGUAAAUGCUUUUCCCAACAGAAGCUCUAAGAGAGAAACCCUCGCAGCCAAAAUAAAAAUCUGUGCAAAGCUUAAGAUACAUUCUUUGCAAUUCCCAGAUAAAAGCUUUAAAGUUACUCAAUGGAAUCAUAUGUCUAACCUUAGAAGAAUUAAAAACAAGUCCCGGAGAAAUGUAACAGCAACAAUAAACGCAAAAUUCCAUUAAAGUUAACCAAAAAACGUUUAAAAUGUUUAGAGAGUGCUUAGGAAAAUACUUUGUAAAUACCUGCAACUAUUUCCAAUCGAUAUCGAUGACGUGAAUAUAAAAAGUAAGAAAGAAACAAUAUAAUAAUCAUAUCUAUUAAUGUUGUACAUACAAACCAUACCUAUAGGAAGUAAUCUUAAGUACAGUUGCGCCAAAAACAAAACACAAACUAGACAGCCAGUUCGAAACUAACCAAUAAAUGUGAGUUGAUGUAUACCUUAACGUAAACCCAAUAAUAAUAAAUAAACAAUUGAUUUUUGUGAAGAAAAAAA